Beta vulgaris subsp. vulgaris (sugar beet) is the source of this 741-nucleotide messenger RNA. RefSeq lists its product as uncharacterized. The transcript is spliced from 2 exons. Bases 1 to 741 code for a protein of 246 amino acids. NCBI's taxonomy places the organism in Eukaryota, Viridiplantae, Streptophyta, Magnoliopsida, Caryophyllales, Amaranthaceae. The record is from RefSeq and is a predicted model, not a curated record. Gene Ontology annotation, molecular function: zinc ion binding.
AUGUGUGACACAACAAUCUCCUGUGAUCACAAUACCAAAAACUUUGUUGAAAGUUUUAAUGCUUGCACCAAAGCUCACAGAGAUUUACCUGUGCUGAAUCUACUUGAAGCCAUUAGAGUUUGGUCCAUGAAGAUAAUCGGUGCAAGGUUUGACAAUGCCAUUGACAUGGAGUCAGGGCAGUUGAGUGAUUAUGCUACAAAGGUCCUUGAAACCAGGAGUGGGGAAUCAAGGUUCUGUCAUGCUACACCAUGUGGAGGAGGAGAGUUUGAAGUGACAGAUGAGCAUGUCAAUUUUCCAACCAAUUUGGCAAGGCUCAGUUGUGGCUGUGGCAAGUGGCAAGGUUGUGGGAUCCCUUGCAAGCAUGCCUUGAGGGUCAUGUACAAUCAGAGGAUUGACCCUAUUGAGUAUGUUUCUGAUUAUUAUAAGGGUGCUGCUUACAAGGCCACCUAUGGUCACCACAUUCAUCCCAUGGCUGAUUCUUCUCAGUGGCCAGAUUAUAAUCUACCUCACAUUCACCCUCCAAACAGGAAGAGAGGUGCUGGCAGACCUCCAAAGCAGAGGAAAAGAGGAGUGAAUGAAGCAAAGAAGGCCAAGAGGCACAACUCUGUUAAAUGCAGCAAGUGCAAGCAUCUGGACCGCAAUGCAAGAACAUGUGGCAGAGGUGAUAAAGGUCAAAAGAGAGCUGCUGCCACUGGGACUAGUACUUCCAAGGCACAGAAGAGAGCUAGGAAGGCCACCUAA